Messenger RNA from Mytilus trossulus (common blue mussel), 2465 nucleotides. RefSeq lists its product as uncharacterized. The record is from RefSeq and is a predicted model, not a curated record. The coding region runs from base 61 to 615 and encodes 184 amino acids. Lineage: Eukaryota; Metazoa; Mollusca; Bivalvia; Mytilida; Mytilidae. The transcript is spliced from 6 exons.
CGAUAUUUGACAGUAUGUUAAGUACUCUAUUAUGUUUAUUUCAUAUUAGACAAAGAUAGGAUGGAUCGUUCACAAAAACCUCAAACCAGCUUAGAAAGUGAUACUCAAAAUAUGCUACCAGGUACAGAUAAACUGAAUUUGCAAAAUAAAUUGGUAUCACUAGAAAAAGUGAUUGAUGAGAGAUUGAUGUCGGUUGGGCACAAAAAUAAUGAAUGGAAAAACUCUGCAGAAAGCCUAAUUCCUUCAACUGUACAAUGUUUAAAAGGUACAGAUAAACUGAAUUUGCAAAAUAAAUUGGUAUCACAAGAAAAAGUGAUUGAUGAGAGAUUGAUGUCGGUUGGGCAAAGAAAUGAUGAAUGGAAAAGCUCUGCAGGAAACUUAAUUCCUUCAACUGUACAAUGUGUAAUAGAUGCAGAACAUUCGAACACGCAAAUGCAAAGAUCAGAUAUUCCGACAGAUUUCUCAGAUGUUGAGGACGAAUAUAUUCUUCUCGGCUGUGAUCCACCAGCCAGAUGCAUAUUUAAUGGUCUCAUUGAUGUUGCUGAUAACAAGCCAGUAGCGUGGGCACCACCACCACCGCCCCCACCACCAGAUCCACCAAAUCCUCACUCAUAAUAUUUAGAUUUUGUAGAAACCUCUUUGAACUACUGAUUUGAAAUAGUUAUCAAAUGUACCAGGAUUAUAAUUCAGUACGCCAGAUAUUAUUAGCCAUCACAUUUAAUAAAAUUGUGUAUUUUUACCAAUCGGAAAAUGUUGAAGUUAUCGUUAUAUAAAGCUUAGUGUCAUUUGUUUGAUUGUUUUUAAAUAUUUCCAUCUACUGUAUGUAGUAAUCAGGCCUGGGGUAAUGGUAAUUUGUAAUUGUAAUGCAUUGUAAUAUUACAUUUUUUUUAUGUAAUGCAAAGUAAUUUGUAAGGCACAUUUUUUUCAUUACAAUUACAUGUAAUGUAAUGAUUACUUUUGUUAAAAAUCAAUGUAAUGCCUCAAUUACUGUACAUUACUUUUCAUUACAAAUUUGUAAAAUACAUGAAAUUGAAGAAUAUGAUAAACAAAAAUAAAAUAUUAACAAAAACAAAAACAAAAACAAAGUAUUGAAUAAAAGUAUUGUCACAGUUAAUUACUGUAUUAAAUAAAUUGCAUCAAUUGUUAACACACAUAUAAAGGUAAGAAAUAUAUAAUUGUUAAAAUCAUCAAGUCUUAAUCUUGGUUUCUGAUAUUUGUAUAAAAAGAUAUUGGGAAUACUUUGGUGUUUGGUGAUCUAUGAAAAAAUCUUCUAAAAAAAUAUUAAACAAAACUAUAUGGAUGAAUGGAAAAAAUAUGAAGAUGAAACUUUUGUAUUCUAUACACACCUUACAUGUAUUUCAAUGAAAGAUUGAAUAUGUUAAUCAACAUUUUUACACCAAACUGGGGUUUGGGUCCUGUCUGUGUUGUUAUUUCACCUAAUUAAUAUCAAAAUGUUUAUAUUGCAAUCAAAUCUUCUCAACUUAUGUUUCUCCUACUACUCCACCAUAGAGUAGACACAGGUUUGGUGCAGUACAUGAUUUUGACAUUUACUUGUCAGAGCCAUGUGAAGAAAUGUCAACCAAUCCACUGGAAUACUUGAAGUCAAAUUCAGUGCAUUUUUCUUUUUACUUAAGCUAAUACAGCUAUAUCAAGUAUUUAGCCAUUUCCUCAACAUCAGCUCCUGUUGAAAGGCUUUUUAGUAUUUUUUGCCGGAAAGGUGUACAGACCUGAUCAUUGUUCUCUUAAUAACAGCAUGUUUGAAAUACUUAUGAUAAUAAAGAGCAAUGGACAUGUUAAUUAACCAGUAUUUGAAGUAUAUGUCUAUAACACUGUAUAUAUAUAUAUAUGUACAUAUACAUGUACCUCAGUAAUAAUUUGUUAUAAAAUCGGUUUUUGAAAUCUUUUUAAUUUUUAUAUUGAAAAAGUAAUGUGUAAUGUAAUGCAUUACACAGGCAAAGUAAUUGUAAUGAAAUGCAUUACAUGUGAGAAAAAAUGUAAUUGUAAAUGUAAUUGUAAUGGAAGAAUCACAAAGUAAUUGUAAUGUUAUGCAUUACAUUGCAAUGUAAUGAUCCCAGACCUGGUAGUAAUAUUAGCUAAGUAUCUGAGGAAAAAACACACCGCGUUUUUUUCACGAGUUUCAACUUUAGUAAAUAUGACUUUACCUCAUACUUGAUGUAUAAUGUAUCAAUUAAUAAGAAAACACGUUAAAAGGCCAAAUAAAGUACAAAGUUAAAGAGCUUGUUGGCCAAAUACAGCUUUAUCCUGAAAUUAAAAAACGCUUUAGUUUCUCUUGCCAGUGUAAGUGAUGGUUGUUGUCUACAUAUGUGUGUGUUUAUGUAUGAAAAGAGUACUAUAUAAGAUCACAAAAUACAUUUAACUGUUCGUCUCAUUUUUGAAAAAAUAGACUCAGGAUGAAUAAACUUUAUGUUGCUAUAUUGCAUGUGCAAUAAACUGUAUAACUUGAU